UGCAGUGACACAGAGGGCGGUUGUGAGCAAGGCUCUGCUUGUACAGAGUCUUAGUGCAGGGGGAUUCCCAGGAGCGUCAGCGAUAGAACAUUGAGAAUGUCGGGGAUUCCUCCGGACACCUGGCAACCCAAAACUGUUACAUUGGAGACCACUAUGGGAAACAUAAUGCUGGAGUUGUAUUGGAAGCAUGCACCGAAAACCUGCAAGAACUUCGCUGAGCUGACUCGAAGGGGUUAUUAUAACAGUACAAAGUUCCAUAGAGUCAUCAGUGAUUUUGUGAUUCAGGGAGGAGAUCCAACUGGGACAGGUAGAGGAGGCUCAUCUAUUUAUGGAAAGCAUUUUGAAGACGAAUUACACAAAGAUUUAAAAUUCACAGGUGCAGGGAUUCUUGCCAUGGCAAAUGCAGGCCCAGAUACAAAUGGCAGCCAGUUCUUCAUUACGUUGGGACCCACCCCACUACUGGAUGGAAAGCAUACAAUCUUUGGUCGUGUGUGCCAAGGGUUGUCAGUAACUAAACGUAUUGCAUUAGUGGAAACUAAUCGUGAUGACCGACCUACAGAUGAUGUAAUCAUUUUGAAAGCCACAGUAUCGCAUUAAGGCUAGCUGAAGUUAUGCAGUUCAUUUAAUGAUUUGGAAUAAUUUCCAGGUUGUGGUGUUUUGUCUUUUCAUUACCUUAUUGAUUACAAAUCUUGUGAAUUUGUAAUGGCAGGUUGCUGUUGGUAAUCAUCCCAAGUCAUUUCCUAUGGGUGCCUUGUAAUAAGUAAUGCCUACAGCUUGUAAAGCAAUACACAAAAAUAUGAAAUUGAGCAGAAAUGUUUAAAUCCAAUUUUUGUAAAAUUUAUUACAUGGGGAAUAUUUUAAUUUUUUAAAAUAAACAUAAUGAUGCCACGUGGAAGACAGCUGCACAAUCCUGAUAGCAGCAUGAUCUCUGUCUUCCCAUUAUGGAUAUAGUGUAAAACUAAAUACAUCUUACCUCAAGCACUAGGGCCCCUUGCUCUUUUUCCUGGAAAAACAAUAUUGAGAACAGGUAAUCAUUUAGUUAUACUUUUGCUAUAUAACUCUUCAUCUUCUUCCAAAAUGUUUCUUUCUGAAGAGAUUUAUGCAUAUUUUGUUUUUGUUCCACUGAGACAGGGAGAUUCUGUUUGUUUUAUAUUUUUUAUUUUCUAAUUUAGGCAAAUUAUUCUGAUACUGUUUGUACUUCUCUUGGAGAUAUGAUGGUGGCUGGGUGUAACAAAUCAAGUUCAGUUUACCUAAGUGCGUAGUGCUGGUUCUGAGAUCUAAGAUAUAUCCUGGUAGCAGAGAUCAGAAAGUUUUACCUCAAAGUAAAAGAGUAGACAGGCAGACUCUAUAAACAACUAGCAUAUUUUGAUAAUUAAACAGGGAGAAAUUGGAAAAAAAUUCAAAACUACCUGACAUUUGCAAGCAGGUAUGUGCUAUUUGCUAACUGGAUUGUUUUUGCACUUAAUCAGCAGGCUGUAUGUUACCAGUCUUUACUGAUUUCAACUGAAUACUCAGCUUUUCCAAUGUCAAACACUUUCCUAAUGUUGUUAACUUUGGCCUCGUAGACCAGGCUUGCAUGUUCUUUUGUCUAGUUGAGCACAGGAGUCAACUCCAGUUGUCAGAAGCUGGUAUGUUUUAUUCUUAAAUGCUCGCCAACUCAACAUUAAAAGGGGAUUGAGCACAAGCUGGACUGAUCAAAUACACAGUGCUUUUACUAAAUUACUAUUGUCAGUAUUAAUACAAGACCAUUAAUGUUAUAGGUGUGAAGACCCACCUUCUACUAUCUUUUUGUUUAAUUAAAGGAGAUUUCCCACCGUACGUUCUUGGUUACUUGAACAACAAAAAUACAGUAGUUUCCCCCUGUACCCACAGAGUAUAUGUUCCAUGACCUGUUGUGGAAGCCCAAAACCACAGAUGGGAAGGAACUCAUUCAUUUCAAUGGGAAAUUUACCUUCCCAGCUGCCCCCGGUCCCUGGUUCCAGAAGCUUCCCUUUAAUAUGUUUGGACCACAUGUAACUGAAACCACAGAAAACAAUUCCGUGAAUACCGAGGUUGCUCUGUACUGCACCUGCAGGAAAUAUGAAAUAUAAAUAAAAUGCUGAAAAUACUCAGCAGAUAUGGCAGCAUCUAUGGUGGGGGAAAUAAACUAAUUUUUCACAUCUGUCUCUCUUCAUGAAAACUCUAGCCUAGUACUUAUCACCUAACAAAAUCCAGUCUCUUUGUUAUAACCCUCACCUUGACCUCCUUCCACCUAUCACAUCUCCAUCGCCCCUCCCCCAAGUCCCUCCUCCCUACCUUUUAUCUUAGCCUGCCCCCCCCCCCCCCCACUUCGACUUGGCCUUCACUACAACAAAUUGGGCUACUUGAAUCUUUCACUCAGAUUUUCUGAUUCAAACCACUUCCCUGCCAUAUGUCCAGAGGUAUGUGGCCAAAUGUCUGGUCUCAGGUCAGUUAUGUGUUAAAGGCAAGGCCUCCGCUCUUCACUGGUGAGUUUGCUGAACAGAACUGGAAAUUUCAACGGCAGAUUUUGGAAGAAGACAACCUUCAAGCCAGCUGUAAACAUUAAAAAUACUUUAAUUCUGA
This is a messenger RNA of Hemiscyllium ocellatum (epaulette shark), 2583 nucleotides long. RefSeq names its product peptidylprolyl isomerase (cyclophilin)-like 1 (gene ppil1). Lineage: Eukaryota; Metazoa; Chordata; Chondrichthyes; Orectolobiformes; Hemiscylliidae. The transcript has 4 exons. Gene Ontology annotation, cellular component: catalytic step 2 spliceosome. The coding region runs from base 97 to 597 and encodes 166 amino acids. The record is from RefSeq and is a predicted model, not a curated record. Gene Ontology annotation, molecular function: peptidyl-prolyl cis-trans isomerase activity. Gene Ontology annotation, biological process: protein peptidyl-prolyl isomerization; protein folding.